Poeciliopsis prolifica (blackstripe livebearer) is the source of this 3043-nucleotide messenger RNA. RefSeq names its product RWD domain containing 2B (gene rwdd2b). The coding region runs from base 123 to 1025 and encodes 300 amino acids. The record is from RefSeq and is a predicted model, not a curated record. Lineage: Eukaryota; Metazoa; Chordata; Actinopteri; Cyprinodontiformes; Poeciliidae. Gene Ontology annotation, molecular function: protein binding. The transcript has 4 exons.
CCUGUGUGUGCCGUUUGUAAAAGUUCGAGUUGAAUUCUCCGGGAGUUAACUAGAACAUUAUUUGGGAUUUUGAGGUCCGGUUCAUAUAAAUGUAGGUCGACGUCACAGUUUGUUUUUAAAGCAUGUCUUACAUGGAGUGGGCCGAGUCUCAACUCGCUGAGGUAGAGCUGCUGACCAGCAUGUUUCCCGGUCAGGACGAGCUGGAGCUCACCGACCAGCUGGCUCUGGCUGAACUCAGGGGCUACGUGGAAAACUCGGCUUGUGGGGAAAAGCCUCCUCCCUCCAGACCCCAGUUUUUCAUCAAACAGAGACUGGACUCUUCAGUUAUGAAUGAGGCGGAGUUUAUUCUGACCUGUGCCUAUCCGUCUGAAUACCCCAGUGUUUUACCUGAAGUAACAGUAAGGUGUUCAGCUCUUAGCAGGGCCCAGCAGACAGAAAUCCAGACAGAUCUCAAUAAAUACCUUUUGAAAAACUGCCUGGGAGACUUAUGUGUGCUUGCUGCAGUGGACUGGGUGAAAGAAAACCUGGAACAUUUCAUUAAGAAGAGCUUAUCCACAGCACCGGCUCCUAAGUUGGAGUCUGCUUCUCAAACUACACAUGAAGUUUUCAGUCGACUGUGGAUCUACAGUCAUCAUAUCUACAACAAGUCAAAGAGGAAGAACAUUUUGGUGUGGUCAAAAGAGUUGGGCCUCUCAGGAUUCAGCAUGCCUGGAAAGCCUGGCAUUGUGUGUGUUGAAGGCCCUCAAUCUGCCUGUGAGGAAUUUUGGUCCAGAGUGAAGGUUCUGACAUGGAAGAAGAUCAUGAUUCGACACAGAGAGGAUAUCACCCUUAAUCGCCAAGGCGAUGACAGCAACACUGUCGAGAGUUUCGACUCCCUGCGCAAAUUCACAGGCUUUGAGGAGGCCAUGUUUGACCCUCAUGGGAAUAGAGGCAAUCAUAUGGACCUUGGCCAGCUCUACCAGUUCCUAAAUGAGAAGGGCUGCUGUGAUGUCUUUCAGAUUUAUUUUGGCAUUGAAGGCAGGUAGUAGUCCAAAUCUAUGCACAGGUUGUGAUUAAAGUAAAAUAAUUUAAUAAUUUUUUUAAAAAUUUGUUUUGUUUUAUUAAAGCAGCGCCAAUGAUAAAAUACAGAAAUAAUCACUGAAAUUUUAGAGAUUGUUUCAAAAAUUGGCAAAACGAAAGAAAACAGAUAAAAAUAAAUGAUGGAUCACUGGCAGAUUCCCAGUAUGUUCUUAAUAUCAAUUUCUAUUUUCUAAAUCAUGUAUGAUUUCCAUUUUUAAACAAACUGCAUUCAGCAAAAUCUCUUUGUACUUCUGUAUAAAAUGUCUUUAUAGAUAUUUGCUGAACAAUUUACAAAAUUCAGUUUACAAUGUUAAUUUGUUUAAACUUCUAAAAGAUAAUUUUUAGUACAAUUGGUUCAAAGUAGAGGCACCAUUACCCAGAUUUUUACCUGCUCACUGAAAGUGUGUUUUAGCACUUCCUUUUCAGAUUGACUACUAAAUGCCAGAUGACUUUAAAAAGUCCUGUUAAAUUAAAUUGUUGUUCACAGUUACUAACAUCUUUACAUGCAUGCAAAGUUUCAAUUUGCAAACUAAAAGUGUCCAGCAGAUGGCACUAAUAGAUAAUGGAAAUGCAAACAUUGAAUUCUGAGAACUUGGAUUAUAUAAAAUCAAUCACUUGUAACUGUAUCCAUGUGGUUAUUAAACGUUUGUUUUGUAUAGUAUGUUAAUCCAAAUCAAAGUUAUACGUUUCAUUUAUGGCUAACAAUCCAGUUAUUUAAUCUGAAAUAUUUGUGCUGGUUAGCCCUUUUCAGACAGAUAUCUAAAUUAAGUAACCUAUACUUGAAUAUUGAAUUUAUGAUUACCACUUGACUCAAGGUAUUUUGUUGAGUCAAGCUGUCUGGUCUUGUUGUCUGCAUUCUUGGCAUCGAGGCAAAUUUUGUUCUGGUGUGAUUUUGUCCCUGCUCGGGUUGCCCUGUGUUGUCAAAUCUGGUUUUUCAUCGACUAGAUCUUAAAGCAUCGUCAUGAACAAGAUGUUUGUUUGGGGAACAUCAGGGUUUCAUCUUUGCUUUUUGCAGAUGAUGUGGUUGUAUGUUGAUCUUCAGUUUGAUGUGAAAAAGUUCACAGCAAAUGAGAGACAGGUGAGAUGAAAUCCAACUCCUCUGAGUCUGAGGCCAUGAUUCCUUGUGGUUUCAGUAUUCUGGUGUGGUGUUCUUCAAUUUGUUUUGGUCACACCUAAAUAAUUCAGAUCAUCCAACAAAUUGUAAAAUCAAACAAAUAUCACACAAGCAUAUCUAAAAUGCUGUUUUUAAAUGAUUAUUUUCAUUUAAUUAAAAAAAAAAAUACUAUCCAAGCACUUCAUUUUAUCCUGAAUGACCAGGGGAAAUAGGAUCAAAUAUUUCUAACAACAAAAAGAAAUAACUAAAUAUUAAUAUGAUAUUAAACAAAAUUUUUCACAGUAGGCUUUAUCAGUGAUUGUGAAGAUUUGGUAGUAUUGCACAGUAAGUAAACCUGCUAGUUUGAAUUCAGACUACCCCUGCAUUUAUUUACUGUUUUCUUCUACAAGAUACCAAACCCAUCACUACCCAUUUUAUGUUCUUUUCUUUCCUCACUCAAUUUUAGAUAACAGUUUUCACUAAAUAAACAUUACCCUCCAAACACUGGGCAUCUCAGGACAUCUUUUUGUGGCUUAUUAAGAUUGGCCAGUCCUCUUCUUUAUUUUGCCCAGAAAAUGCAGCAAAACCUGCCUGUUUAUAGCCUAAAGCUUCCAUCCAAACUUUUCCUAAACAAAGACUCAGAAAAUCAAGCUUGGUUUGUUAAGCAGACAAAUUGACAUUUAGACCUCUAUCGGUUAAUUUAAGGAGCUCUCACAUUUUCUUUAAUCAAAAAUAAAUAAAUGAUACAUGAAAGGUAAUGACUAUCCUGUAUAUUCAACAGUAAUAGCUCUGGGACAACUGCCUUCAGUUAAGUUAAAAUUGGCUUUGAGAUAAACACCUUUUUAGUGUUUAAAUUAAAGAACAUUUUCUGUGGUGUUUUAUUGCAGAGGU